This is a messenger RNA of Pochonia chlamydosporia 170, 1638 nucleotides long. Its product is annotated as RNA methyltransferase. Lineage: Eukaryota; Fungi; Ascomycota; Sordariomycetes; Hypocreales; Clavicipitaceae. Gene Ontology annotation, molecular function: RNA methyltransferase activity; RNA binding. Gene Ontology annotation, cellular component: mitochondrion. The transcript has a single exon. The record is from RefSeq and is a predicted model, not a curated record. Gene Ontology annotation, biological process: rRNA methylation. The coding region runs from base 1 to 1638 and encodes 545 amino acids.
AUGAUAAGCGCAAAAAGAUGGACUGCAACUGGCUCACGCGGCAUCUUGCAUUCAACUCAAUUUACGCCCUCCACACUUGUUGUUCCAGCGUUUGUUCGUUUCGCCAGCCUAUCGUCUAUUCAUCGGGGAUUAAGAAGAUCAGAAAGGGUGCAAUUUGGCGAUUCUCGCCCUUCUCGCAUUAGAAGCGACGGUCAAUACCAAAAUUAUGGCCGAAUUGGUCGAACCACGAAGGCACUAGAUGGUGCCGCAUCUAGACGACAGCAGCAAAAGCUCAGAAAGAAGCUUGAUCGCAAAGCUUCAGAAGCUGAAGACGAAGAAGAUGAAGGCCGGCAAACCCGGAGGAAGAGGUUUCUUGACCCAGAGUUCUCAUUUGGGAAGAAAAGCCUGGUUUACCAGUUAAAACAUGGAUCGCUGAAAGACACAGCGGCCGCUCUAGAUUUACAAGACCCCGUUCGGCCGCGUCGCGCCGAUGGAAACGACAGAUUAGUCCCACGAAGCUUCCGAAACGUCCAAUCUCGCCCGCAUCCGUCAAACUUUCACGAGCGUCGAUCGCGCACGACCAAGGAUGAAGAUGGGGCGAUUGAUGACGCUACGGCACGCCCAAGAAGGCGAGGCAUGAUGCCGAUGACCAUCAAAUAUACGACGGCAGCAUCACAAUUCUUGUACGGCCGAUCUGUCGUCAAGGCAGCUCUCCAACAAGGAAGGAGACAGCUCUACAAUCUAUACGUGUAUGGUGGAGACAAUCGUCGAGAUGCCAAGGACAACGACAGCAUGAUAAAUCUUGCCAAGUCUCGCGGCGUCCCUGUUACGAUUGUGCCAAACGAAGAUCAAAGACUAAUGGACAAAAUGAGCAUGGGGCGCCCACACAAUGGAUUUGUGUUGGAGACAUCUCCACUGCCUCAACUGCCCGUGAAGUCGCUUGGUAAAUUAGAAGAAUCGCCUUCCAAACUUGGGUUCAAUAUUGAGCUGGUCCAUCAAACUGCGGAACAAAAAACCAUCAAUGGAGAGAACACUUUCAUUUCCAAGGUAAACAACUCCGCAGCAAAGCCCUUCGUGCUUCUUUUGCAUGAAAUUUUGGAUCCCGGGAAUCUCGGUGCCUUGCUUCGUACCGCUAGCUACAUGGGAGUCGACGCUGUUGGAACAACCAGCCGCUAUUCAUCUGCGCUGACCCCCGUGGUACUCAAGUCCGCCGCAGGCGCAGCCGAGGAAGUGACCAUAUUUACGGUCGAUUCUCCAGUUGAGUUCCUUGAAGACUCCAGAGCAGCGGGCUGGAAGACAUAUGCCGCAGUGGCGCCCCCGGAAAAGAAGCUCCUCAAGAUUCACGGCGACAAAUUUAUUUCGACAAAUGAUAUCGAGCGGAAUAAUCCCUUAGAUCAACAUCCAUGCAUUCUUGUGCUUGGAAAUGAGGGGCAUGGUCUACCUAGACAGGUCAAGGUGGCUGCGGACUUUGAACUGUCGGUACCUCGAUUUAUGCAAGGAGGUUCUGUGGACAGCCUGAAUGUCAGUGUUGCGGCUGGACUUCUCUGCCAUACUUUUGUCAAUCGAUCCGCAACCAAGGAUGAUGAUGGUCUGGCACAGAACAUGGGGGAGAGCAAGCCCAAAGAAGAUGUGGUGAAUGGAGGCGAGGCGCUUUUCUAA